This is a messenger RNA of Pelobates fuscus (common spadefoot toad), 11048 nucleotides long. RefSeq names its product tenascin-X-like. Gene Ontology annotation, molecular function: protein binding. The coding region runs from base 443 to 10222 and encodes 3259 amino acids. The transcript is spliced from 28 exons. The record is from RefSeq and is a predicted model, not a curated record. NCBI's taxonomy places the organism in Eukaryota, Metazoa, Chordata, Amphibia, Anura, Pelobatidae. Gene Ontology annotation, biological process: regulation of cell adhesion; neuron projection development.
AUGAAGUGCUGAAAGGGGGAAGAAGUGAGAGAACAAGGCAGAGGAGUGCAAGAUGAACUGAUGUCAUUACAGAUGUGUAUCAGAAUGUUGCCAUGACAUCAUCACUUGGACAUAUCUCUCCCUCCCUUCUCCCUGCCUCUCUCCAUCUGUCAGUCACCCAGAGCUACACACUGCUUGGGAGCAAGGACAGACACACAGACAUUCACACACAGCAAGCUCUGAGAUCCCAGAGAGCAGCAGGUUUACACUUUACAGAAAGGGAACUGGUGGGAAAUAACUGAUCCAGGAGGACAGGCUGAGAGGAGAUCCAGAAGCUGUCCAGAAGGAGGUAUACAGGGAGAGUGAGUGGGAGCCAGGCUGCUGCACAGCACAGAGAGUGAGGCUCCUAACCUGCCUUGCUGUCAGUAUACCAGGUGAUUCGUGCCCUGUUCCCUCUCUUACAAUGUCCUCCCCCCUCACUCUGUACCUGCUCGUCUUGUGUUUUGGGGUCUCCCUCCCUGCCCCACCGUCCACCACAACUCAAUGCGCAGAUGCUGGGGUCCAAUCUCUCCUCAAGCGCCUGGAAAUUUUGGAAAAGUUGGUAAGAGACAUAAAGGGACAAUGCACCCCUCCCUGCUGUGCGAAUUCACAGACCGGUGCUGAUGACCCUUCAAGUCUCAAAUCGCCCCCAUGUCCACAGGACCUUGAAGACUGUCCAGGUGGUUGUGGCGGAGAUUCACAAGGAGUGUGUGUUGAUGGGCAGUGCCAGUGCAAGGAGGGCUAUAUGGGUGACAGAUGCCAAUUACGGACAUGUCCUGAGGAUUGCAAUGACCAGGGUCGCUGUGUGGAUGGACGAUGCUACUGUUUUGAGGGCUACUUUGGCUUGAAUUGUGGCUCAAAAGGCUGCCUAAAUAACUGUCAAAACCAUGGCCAGUGUGAAGAUGGAGUUUGUGUUUGUGACUCUGGUUUUCUUGGUGAAGAUUGUAGCAUUAAAACUUGCCCCAGUAAUUGUCUUAGUCGUGGGAAAUGUGAAAAUGGAGUUUGCGUAUGUGCUUCUGGUUUCACCGGUGUGGAUUGUGGAAUAAGAACCUGUCCCAGGAACUGUCAUAAUCGUGGCAGAUGUCAAAAUGGAGUCUGUAUUUGUCGUACAGGAUUUACUGGUGCGGAUUGCGGCUCCAGACUCUGCCCUAAUAAUUGCCAGCAGCGUGGCCACUGUGAAGAUGGAGUUUGUACAUGCAAUCCUGGAUUUACCGGUGUUGACUGCAGCUCAAAAACAUGCCCCAAUGACUGUCAAAACAACGGCAGAUGUGAGAAUGGUGUCUGUAUCUGCGAUUUUGGAUUUUCUGGAGUUGAUUGUAGCUCAAGGCCAUGCCCAGAGGAUUGCAAUGAACAGGGUCAAUGUGUAUCAGGAGUGUGUGUGUGUGACACUGGCUUUAUUGGAGAGGACUGUGGAACUAGGAUUUGCUCAGAAGAGUGUGAGAGGAAUGGGCGAUGCGAAGAUGGGGAGUGUGUCUGUGAUCCUGGCUACACUGGGACAGACUGUGAGAUUAGGACAUGUCCCAAUGAUUGCCACAGCCGGGGAAGGUGUGAUGAUGGAAAAUGUGUCUGUGAUUCUGGAUAUACUGGACUAGAUUGUGGGUCAAGAACCUGUCCUAACAAAUGUCACAACCGGGGUAGAUGUGAAGAUGGAACCUGCAUUUGUAAUUCUGGAUUUUCUGGACCAGACUGUGGAUCUAAAAUGUGCCCUAAGAAUUGUAGUGGGAAUGGCCAGUGUGUGAAUGGUAAGUGCGUGUGCGAUGCUGGGUUCGUUGGACCCGUUUGUGGGACCAGGACCUGUCCUGUUGGAUGUGCUAGACAUGGUCGAUGUGUGAGGGGAAUGUGUGUCUGCUCUCCUGGGUACACAGGACCAGACUGUGGAUCAAGAACCUGCCCUAAAAACUGUCUAAACCAAGGAACUUGUGAAGACGGAACAUGUGUUUGUGAUUCUGGAUAUACAGGUUUAGAUUGUGGAACUAGAACUUGUCCCAAUGACUGCCACAACCAGGGCCAGUGUGAGGAUGGGACUUGUGUCUGUGACGAUGGAUACACAGGUGUUGAUUGUGAACUCAAAUCAUGUCCCAAUGACUGCUACAAACAGGGACAGUGUAAAGACGGGGUGUGCAUUUGUGAUUCUGGGUAUACUGGUUUGAAUUGUGAAUUAAAAACAUGUCCAAAUGACUGCCACAAUCAUGGGGAGUGUAAAGACGGAGUUUGUAUCUGUGAUUCUGGAUACACUGGUCUAGAUUGUGAAUCUAAAACCUGUCCCAAUAACUGUAACAACCGUGGACGAUGUGAAGAUGGUGAAUGCAUUUGUGAUUCGGGUUACACUGAUCUAGACUGUGGAUCCAGAACAUGCCCAAAUGACUGUCAAAACCAUGGAAGAUGUGAUGAUGGAGAGUGUAUCUGUGAUUCUGGAUAUAGUGGUCCAGAUUGUGGUUUAAGGACAUGUCCCAGUGACUGUAACAACAGAGGCAAUUGUGUUGACGGACUUUGCGUAUGUAUUUCUGGAUACUAUGGCCCAGAUUGUGGAUUCAAAGCUUGCCUUAAUGACUGUAACAAUCGUGGGCUGUGCGAAGAUGGAGUGUGUAUAUGUGAUUCUUGGUACACUGGUCUAGAUUGUGGCUCUAGGUCUUGCCCAAAUAACUGUCAGAACAGGGGCAGGUGUGAUGAUGGAACAUGUGUCUGUGAUGCUGGUUUUGCCGGUUCGGACUGUUCAUCUACAGCGUGCCCAGACAAUUGCCACAUAAAUGGCCGCUGUGAGGAUGGAGUCUGCAUUUGUCGUCCUGGAUACACUGGCCUGGACUGUGGAUCCAAGGCUUGUCCUAAAAACUGUAAUGACAAUGGUCAGUGUGUCAACGGGAAAUGUGUCUGCAACCUAGGAUUUUCGGGACCCGUUUGUGGAGCCAGGUCUUGCCCUAGAAACUGUGCAGGACGUGGGAAGUGUAUCAACGGGAUCUGUGUGUGCAAGAAAGGAUAUGGAGGUGUAGACUGCGGAGAGGUAGUAACAGAAAUCACGGCUGUCACUGGAUUACAAGUGACAUCUCAGGAAGAGUCUGCAGUGACCCUUGAGUGGGACCAGCCACAGUCUACCCCCGAUUCAUACGAAAUCUCAUUCAAAGCCGAGAAGGAGAAUGGUUUAAUACAAACCACAAUUGAUGGUUCUCUCACCACAUACCGUCAGAUUGGCCUGGCUCCUGGGGAGGAGUACAUUGUGACCAUUCAGCCUCGCAAAGAUCAGACUUUGGGUCCUGAUACAUCCAUAAAUGCAACUACAAGAAUUGAAGCCCCUCAUGGUCUCAGAGUAACAGAUAUCACCACAUCCUCCUUCCUCUUGAGAUGGGAUCGACCACAGAACCUUCCUGACAGAUACAUUAUUACAUUGGUGACUCCCAGUGGGAAGGAAAGGAAGUUGAAAGUCCCUGGAAAAGGAGACAAAGCAAGACUUACAGGACUGGAAGAAGGGACAAAAUACAGAGUCCUCUUGAAAGCGGAGAAGGGGCAGGAGCAAAGUGAAGCAGUGGAGACCCUUGUAAAUACAGCUUUUGGCAAGGAAAGAAAACGUCUGGAUGUAGUGGAUGAGCACAGGGUACAAGAACCAGAGGUGACAUCUCAAAGUAAUAAUAGACUCGAAAAAACUCUACCCUCACAACAAAAAACAAAACACCAUCCCGCAUCACCUAGAUCGACUGUCUCUAGUGGGGAGGUUGGAGAAGAUAGUUUAAACACAGAUGAAAGUAAAGAGAUCAUUGCAGAAGAACAAAACCAAAAGGGGGGUAAAACCAUACAUACCACAAGGAGACAGACACAUACUAUCACUACCUUCAUUAAUAGGUACUAUACAAUUUACCAUGAAAAUGGAAGUGUGUCUGUUCUCAAGAAAGCUGAAGAAUUUGAUGAGAAGAAACCUCUACACAAACUUGUUAAUGGAGAAGACCAAGAAGUGAUGACCAGUGUGGUUGAAGAGGGAGAUGUAGAAGAUGGACCAUUGACUCAUAUAAGAGAGAAGAUACCUGGCAGCAAAGUGGGUGGAUGGGUUGUCACAAGAAACAUUACACAUUUUGGAUCCCCUCAAAAGGUGAACCCUCAUACUCAAUAUCCUGAAACGGAAAAUAGUGGACUGAUAAUAACAUCUGCUACUACUUCUGAAGAAGGGUUACUUGGUGUGGGGUCGUCUGCAAAGGAGACUACAUCAACUUCUGGGGAGGUUGGAAUAAGGGUCAAACCUUAUAAAAAGCCUUCAUCCCAACAUAAUUUGCAGUAUCCUAAAAUCGAGAAGCAAGUAGAUGAAUUAUCUAAAGAAGUUGAACCAGGAACAAUAUUUGGAAUUAAACAUGAACUUGCACAAUCUGGAGUCGAAAGCCAAACAAAUGCCACUGAUGACCCAAAAUAUAGCACCAAAUCUAGACAGAACAAUAAGAUUUUUCAUAGAGUAGUUAGCAUUUCAAAAAAGGUUGAACGGUAUGAGAAUGGGAAACUCCAAAAUGAGACAAAAGUUCAAGAAGACCCUGAUAAGGUAGUAACAGGAAUAAAAUAUAAAAACCAAACUAAGAAAUUACCAUUUUUUGCAGGAUCAAGCAUGAAAGCAGUUAUUGAAAACCUACCAGAAAAACUCUCUCCAUUCAAUGGAACUUUUAUCCAACGCUUAGAGAGUUACUUGCGAGCCACUUCCUAUCCAUUAAGGCCCAAUCAGACAGUGGAAUCUGUGGCUCAAGCUAUAUUUCUGUAUCUUGUGAAAUGGAAGCCCCAUAACUUUACAGGAAUGGUGUAUGAUCGCCUCCCUCAAAAAACUCCAGGUGCAUCAGGGAACCCAGAACCUGCUGGGACUUCAAGAUUGCAAGGGAAUGUUGGGAGGGUAGUGAUGGAGAGUGAUGUUGACAGUUUGGGAAAUGCUACAGACAGGAUACACGAGACAUCAGCGUUAGUUCAAAAAGGCAAAAAAAUAAAGACCCCAGAAAACACACCACAACCCUUUAUGGAUAUAGAAACCCUAGGAAGAGUAGAAGCUGUAGGUGAGGUAGGCACACCGACUUUGUUAAAUGCACAAACACAUAGUUCUUCAGAAGGAAAUGAAGAUGGAGUAAUAGUGAAAACCACCCUUGAUGUACAUGAUAGACAGAUGUAUGAAGAAGACAUCUCAAAGUCUGGUUCCUCCAAAACAGUAUUAGAUAAAAAACAUACCAAGAAACCCUAUAAUAAUAUGCCAGUUCCAAAAAAUGCCACAAGUGCACAAAAAAAACAGCAGGUGGAUGAAACGAAAACAAAAAAAACAGCAAUAAAACACGAGAAAGAAUCAGAUAAACCUGAAACUGAGAAAAGUGUUACACCUGGAAUUGGCACAUUGGAGAGUUCAUCUUAUCAUAUCCCUGAGAUUAGAGAGGAAGAAAAAGGUAACAGUCUUACACAUUCUUCACAUCUUAAAAAUAAAUCAAGAUCUAUAACGGGGGGAACCAUAGAAGAACAUUCUAACUAUAAUAUUAAGGAGAAAAUUCUGCUGGAAGAUAAAAGGGACCACUUGCCAGUUGUAACGGAAAAGGACCCCAACAUUCACAGCAAAGUAAUACCAUUGAGGCAAGAAUCUGGGAAGGACAUAUUAACAGAGGAAGAGGAGGAUUUGAGAAACAUACACCUUAUAGAUGACAGCUUGUUAAGUAGUGAAACUAACAAAAAAAAAUUACCUUUCGAGAAAAGAGAAGAAAGAAAGAAGGAAACGGGCCAAACAAAACUGGUGGUGAACAAAAUUGAAGGGUUCAUAGAAGAGCAAGAAAAAAACAAGCCAACAAAAAGCCCAUAUGCAGUCAAAGUGCAUGGCCCUGGUCGUCAAGGCAGACCCACCAUUUUACAAAGAAAUUCCACCACCCUUGUAAUUUCUCUAGAAGGUUUAGGUAUUGUCUGGGAAAAAGUGCUGGUUCUCUAUCAUCCACUGCAUUCAACUACUAAGAUUGCUCCAAGCAAACUGGAGGUGGAAAGAGGUGUCAGAGAGGUGGAGAUCGGGGGUUUAGAACCAGGAACCAGCUACCGAUUUGAUCUUCAUGGGAUAGUGAAAGGCCGCUCCUCAAAAUCCUUCUCACUGGUGACUGACACAGAUGUGGUGCCGACAACAGUCCAACCAGAAGUCGAGACGACCACUCAAUCAACCACUCCACCACCAGAAGUGGUCAUUAGCACAGCAGCUCCAGUCACUCAAAAGCCCGUCGGGAUAGUGGCUCAGAUGGGGGCCCUACAAGUGCGAGAAGUUACGAGUGAAACUGUUACUCUAGUUUGGAAAGCCAGACCUGGAGUAUAUGAAACCUUCUUGAUACGAUAUGAAGAUGUAACGGAUAUCUCAAAACCACAAGAAACAUCUGUUCCUGGAGACCAACGAGAGGUGACACUGAGUGACCUGAGUCAGAACACCAGAUACUCCGUGUCGGUUUAUGGAGUGAGAAAUGGAAAGCUAUCAAGACCCUUGAAAGUGGAGGUGACAACAGACUCUGAUCCAGACAGAGGCACUUCGCCUAGGCUCUCCCCGAUUGCUGUGUCAGAAAUCCAGCCAGACUCUUUCCUUAUGUCAUGGGAACCCCUGGAUGGAGAUUUUGAUUCCUAUAUAAUUCAGUAUUUCCCUCCUGGAGGUCCAAGGCAAGAAAUUACUCUACGAGGUGAUGAGACAUCUUAUCGGAUCACUGAGCUGAUUACCAAGGUCAAUUACACAGUAGAGAUCCGUGGAAUAUGGGGAGACAAGUACAGUGAGGUAGAAACCGUCUACGUAUCAACAGAAAAGCCUCUGCCUCCCCGGAUGGAGUCUCUCUCCUUGUCUGAUGUCCAGAGUGAUUCUGUCCGCCUCACCUGGGAGGUCCAGGGUGGAGAAUUUGAUUCUUUUCUCCUUUAUUACCGGGAUGGAGAAGGAAAACCUCAGGAGAUUCCAUUGGAUCGGGUUCUCAGAACAUUCACAAUCAGUGACCUGAAGCCAGGAAAGAAGUAUAAGUUUGUGGUGUAUGGAAUUGAAGAUGAAAAAAGAAGCAAGCCAGUAACAGUGGAAGCCAUUACAGAGAAGCUUCAACCACCUCGACUGGAGUCCUUCUCUGUAUCUGAUAUCUACACUGAAUCCGUUCGCCUCAGUUGGAAAGUUCACAGCGGUGAAUUUGACUUCUUCCUUCUUUAUUAUCGUGAUGCGGAGGGAAAACCCAAGGAAGUAACUCUUGAGAGUGAACUUCGCAUGGUUGAAGUUGAUGACUUGAGACCUGGAAAGAAGUAUAAAUUUGUUCUUCAUGGUGUCUCGGGUGGAAAGAAGGGCAAGGGAGUGAUAGUAGAGACCACUACAGACUCUGAUCCAGACAGAGGCACUUCGCCUAGGCUCUCCCCGAUUGCUGUGUCAGAAAUCCAGCCAGACUCUUUCCUUAUGUCAUGGGAACCCCUGGAUGGAGAUUUUGAUUCCUAUAUAAUUCAGUAUUUCCCUCCUGGAGGUCCAAGGCAAGAAAUUACUCUACGAGGUGAUGAGACAUCUUAUCGGAUCACUGAGCUGAUUACCAAGGUCAAUUACACAGUAGAGAUCCGUGGAAUAUGGGGAGACAAGUACAGUGAGGUAGAAACCGUCUACGUAUCAACAGAAAAGCCUCUGCCUCCCCGGAUGGAGUCUCUCUCCUUGUCUGAUGUCCAGAGUGAUUCUGUCCGCCUUACCUGGGAGGUCCAGGGUGGAGAAUUUGAUUCUUUUCUCCUUUAUUACCGGGAUGGAGAAGGAAAACCUCAGGAGAUUCCAUUGGAUCGGGAUCUCAGAACAUUCACAGUCAGUGACCUGAAGCCAGGAAAGAAGUAUAAGUUUGUGGUGUAUGGAAUUGAAGAUGAAAAAAGAAGCAAGCCAGUAACAGUGGAAGCCAUUACAGAGAAGCUUCAACCACCUCGAUUGGAGUCCCUCUCUGUAUCUGAUAUCUACACUGAAUCCGUUCGCCUCAGUUGGGAAGUUCACAGCGGUGAAUUUGACUCCUUCCUUCUUUAUUAUCGUGAUGCGGAGGGAAAACCCAAGGAAGUAACUCUUGAGAGUGAACUCCGCAUGGUUGAAGUUGAUGACUUGAGACCUGGAAAGAAGUAUAAAUUUGUUCUUCAUGGUGUCUCGGGUGGAAAGAAGGGCAAGGGAGUGAUAGUAGAGACCACUACAGCCCCCAGGGACAAACCAGUGGAACCUUCAAAGGCUCCUCCAUCUGCUCCUCGUCUUGUGGACCUACAGGCUUCUGAAGUAGGAAAGGACUCUGUGAAGUUGUCUUGGACUGUGGAGGGCGAGGUGUCGUUUGAUUGGAUUGUGGUGCAGUACCGGGAACCUGAAGGAGGUGUUAGGGAGGUGCAAGUUCAAGGGCACGACAUUAACACUAUUAUAUCUGGACUCCUACCAUCCAGAAAAUACAAAUUCAAUGUAUACGGGUUGAGAGGGGAGAAGAGGAGCAAACCCCUAUCUACUGAGAUUGAGACAGGUUAUCCUGAGGUCAUAGGUCCAUCCUCCUCAGUCCUUGAUGAUCUCUACAUCACUCCAAGAGGUCCACAUGCCAUCCUCGUAUCAUGGGAGGUUCCUGAUAACUCGUUUGACAGUUUCAUUGUUCGAUAUGGGCUCCCAGAACACGUGGCACCCCUAAAUGAGAUGUUAACCGAUGGGUCUGCACGUUCACUGCUUAUAUCUGGACUAAAACCAGACACACUUUACAAUGUCACAUUGAGUGGUAUCCAAAGUGGAAAGGAGCAGGGAAUGUUGAAAGGCAAAGGAAGGACAGGACCACUGGACCUGGAGCCUCCUCAGAACCUGAGAUUUGAUGAAAUUAAGGAGUCAUCUGUAGUUGCAAAAUGGGAUCCUCCAAAUGCUGAAACAACCACAUUCAAAGUAUCUUAUCAGCUUGCAGAGGGAGGAGAACCGGAAAGUGUCAACGUAGUUGGAACAAGCACUAGUCUGAAGGACCUGACCCCAGGAGCUCAAUACGAGGUUACUGUGGUUUCAGUUCGAGGUUUUGAAGAAAGUCAGCCUUUGUCUGGUUAUGUGACCACAGGAGGUGGUGGACCACACUCGCUACGUGUUUUCGAUGUGAGUGAAGUGUCCGCUCUUUUACGCUGGGAGCCUCCUCAAGGACAUGUGGAUAAAUAUAUAGUGAUAUAUAAAGCAGAGAAUGUUCCCGCAAUAACAAUGGAUGUUCCGGGUGAUCGCACAGAGCUCCCCCUCUCCAGCCUCUAUCCUCACACUGAAUACUUUGCGAGUGUGCAAAGUGUAAGAGAGUCCGGGACAAGCAAACCAACAUCCACAUCCUUCACCACUAGUGCCAACACUCCGAGAGACCUUUCUGCCAGUCAGAUUACGGCUCGUAGUGCCCUGCUCACAUGGAAAGCACCUCCAACUAUUCCUGACGGAUAUCAGCUGAUUUAUCAGACACCGGAUGGCAGAAUGAAGGAAAUAAGUCUCCCUCACAAUCUUACAAAUUAUACUAUGAGCCAACUCGACCCUCUGACACAGUACAGAGUCCAGCUCCAUUCCAUUCAUGGUGGUACAAAAUCAGCACCCAUCUCUACCUCCUUUACUACAGUACGAGUGAGGUACCCAUUCCCUCGAGAUUGCUGGGAGCAGAGGAUGAACGGAGAAGUCCAUAAUGGAAUAUUCACUAUACACCUGGAGGGAGAGAGAGAGGAGACCAUGAUGGUAUACUGCGACAUGGAGACUGAUGGAGGUGGCUGGAUUGUCUUCCAGAGACGGAUGGAUGGAAGUACAGACUUCUACAGAGAUUGGAAUUCUUACAAAAUGGGUUUUGGAAACCUGACUUCAGAGUUCUGGCUGGGUAAUAUUGCCUUGCACAAGCUCUCCUCCUCAGCCCCCUCCGAGUUACGUGUAGAUCUUCGAGCUGGCGAUGAGGCUGCAUACGCUGUGUAUGAUGAUUUUAUUGUGGAGUCUGAAGAUCGUCAUUUCAGGCUAAGACUGGGAGCCUACAAAGGCACCGCAGGGGAUUCCCUGUCUUACCACAACAACAUGAUCUUUUCCACUCGAGAUCGAGGUGCACAAAAAAGGAUCCUACCUUGUUCUGUGUCCUACCAUGGGGCGUGGUGGUACCGCAACUGUCACUUUGCCAACCUCAAUGGGUUAUACAAUAACAACAAAGACCACCAGGGUAUGAACUGGUACACAUGGAAAGGCUUUGAGUUUUCUAUACCCUUUACCGAAAUGAAAAUGCGCCCUAGAGGAGGAGGAAACCAGAACCGUCUCUAGAACCCUGAUAGUCGAAAACCACUAAACUGAAAACUGGAAGCAACGUGGCACCUCCUGCAACCUUGUGCACCGUCCUUACAGCCAGGACACACAAAUAGGUUGAAAAGUAGACCAAAAAGAACCAAAACAAAUUGGAUCAAUAUCAGAAUUUAGUGCCAUAUUAUUUGCUUUGCUUAUUAGGAUCUACAGGUGGAUGAAAAGAUUCUAGAAAAGGUCUACAUCUUACGUAAGCCCAAUUUUUAAGGGCACGUCUGUCAAAGGCUUUGUACCUUUGAUAAACUCUAGGUAGUUUAAGGCUAUAGAAAGCAUCAGAACCUGGAACAAUGAAUGCAAACAAUUCUAGAAGCAAGGACACUAUAAAGCACCAAAUUAGGGAGACAGAGCUAAAACUAUGCUACAACUACUUGCAUGUAGAGCUACGCAGACUGAAGCUAAUGGAAAUCCACAAAUAAUCUAACUGUAACAUAUAAAAAGAAAACAAUAAAAUGCUUAAACAUGAGAAAAUAAAUGAGCAAAACUAAAAACAGAACCUCAGUAUUAUAUAUCCGCAAGUCACAAGGAAAUGUUUUUGCAAGGGUUUUUAAAAGGACAUGGGUGAUUGGUGAGUGUCACAGUAUCAAAAAGGGAACAGAGGUAAAUUUAGUACCUAGUGUUACCCUAUAACCUCCAUCAAUAAAAAAAAAUAUAAAUAUAUAUAUAUAUAUAGCAAAUGGAUACACUGUCUAUUUUUAUAAAAGCACAGCACUGGGAGAGAUAGGAUGGGGAGGGGAUAUGAUGGAGAAAAUGUGUUCUGUAACUGCUUCUAAUAAAUUCUGAUGGGACAUGA